AUGAAAGACAUCGAGGCGAAUGCUGGAAGCGAGCUUGUUUUUAUUGUUUUUCUCUCCCUUCUUUCAUUAUUCUUUUCUUAUGCCCAUCUUUUUAUUCUCGCUUUCGUUAUUCUUUAUUUUCGUUUUCAUUUUUUAUUCAUCUUUCCUCUCUUUUUAAUUCUUUCUUGUUUGCUUUCCGUAUUUCUUAUUUCAUUAUAUUUCUCUGUUUUUGUUCUUGUUGUCUUUUUAUUCUUUCCCUCCGCGUCAAAUGUUGUUUUUUCUCCUUUGCCUUCUCAGUUAAUUUUCCCUCAACCUAUUACCCAUUUUUUCUUUUUAAUUCUCUAUUCUUUAUUCCUGCUUAUACCACGUUCAUCUCUAUUUUAUCUUUCUAUUACCGUAAUCGCCUUCUUUUUUUUUUCUUCUUCUUCAUUUUCUCUUUAUCAUUCUCUCUCAUUUCUAAACUCCUAUUUCCUAUUGUCUCUAAUUCUUCAUCAUUUUCCCUUUCCUUUUCUCUCUCAAUUUCUUUUUUCUCUUAUAUUCUCCUACUUUUGUUGCUCUUUUCUUUUUUUCUUUUUUUCUCUAGUCUACUUCAUACCCCUCUUUUCUUUCUUUCCGUCUCUUUCGCAUUGUCUCAUUUUUUCCUGUUCUCUUUUCUUUGUUUUGGAUCUUCCACUCUCUUAUACUUUAUUUACUUUCUUCCACUACUUUCUCCUCUCUUUCUAUCUUUUUCUCCUUUUAUUUCCUUCUUUUUAUUUGUUCCCUCGUAAUUCUUUCUGUCUUUCUACCUCUAUCCAUGAUACGCCCUUUAUUUUUCUUCUCUUUUCUUCCUUUUCUUUUACAGUAUAUCAUUUCUUCUUUUUAAUCUCUUAUUCUCUUUUCCUCACUUUAUUCUAA
Molecule: messenger RNA, 873 nt
Organism: Acanthosepion pharaonis
Lineage: Eukaryota; Metazoa; Mollusca; Cephalopoda; Sepiida; Sepiidae
Source: the annotation of a GenBank genome assembly